AAAAGAAUGAUUAAUUCUGCACAUUUCUUAAGGCAGAGAAUGCCUUCAUUAAUAAUAUUCCUUUUAUUUUUGAGCAUACUUUUAAUAAUGUCACAAUUCACAAAUGCAACUGUUAGAGAAAGAAGACAAUGAUUUAUCCUCUUCAAACUCAAUGUGGAAAACUCCAAAUGGAACAGUCGGGGCGAAUGGCACAUCAUCCGGAAACGCAGCUGGAACCGGUCCCAGUAAUGUUAUGAGCCAGUCAAAUGCUAUGGCUGGGGCAAACUCGGCGUCUAACAAUGGAAACGUAAAUGCUGUCGGAGCGAAUAGCAGAACAUCGGGGAUGAGUGCUUCAAGUAAAAGAAAAAAUUUUUUAAGAGGCAAAAGAGUAAUUUAA
This is a messenger RNA of Meloidogyne enterolobii, 376 nucleotides long. Lineage: Eukaryota; Metazoa; Nematoda; Chromadorea; Rhabditida; Meloidogynidae. The record is from the annotation of a GenBank genome assembly.